UCCGGACUCAGGGGAUGUGGGGCCCUUCCCACUCCCUGGCAGAGGCCCGUCUCCAAGAGGGAAACCAAGCCCAGCAUCAGAGCCUUCAGUGACACCAGGGCCGAGGCGGCUUGUGGCUAGCAGAGCGGUGCUCUCCUGCAGAUAACUGACAACCAGGGUGAGAGGGGGCCUGCGGAGUCCCCUGUCCUGCUUCCCAGGAUGCUGGACUCCUCUGUGGCAGAUAGAAUGGCCCGACUGACCUUGAAACUCUUGGAGAAGAAACUGCAGCAGGAACGUGAGGCUGUGGAUGAGGACCCCAACCUCAUGCCAGGACAUGAGGACCCACCGGAUGCUGCCCUGCAGAGCGCUCUGAGGACCAGGAGGGACCUUCUGCAGAGACUCUGGGAACAACAGCUCCUGGACGAGCUCGCCCGCACCCGGAGGGGGCCAAGCACAGCAGCCUGUGGGCCAGUGCUGUCCCCACAGGUGACCCCGGGAGCCUAUGGUGCCACCUCCCAGCCCCCACCAGCCCCAGAACCGCCGCCUCCGAUCAUCCAACACCAGGUCCCCCAACCUCCUACCACCAUCAUUCAGCAGCUACCUCAGCAGCCACUCAUUGCACAGAUCCCCCCUCCCCAGGCCUUCCCCACUCACAGGUCAGGAAGUAUUAAGGAAGACAUGGUGGAGAUGCUGCUGCUGCAGAUGGCGCAGAUGCACCAGGUCAUCAUGCAAAACGUGAUGCUCCAAGCCCUGCCCCCAUCAGCGCUGGUGCCCUCCGGGGGGCCGCAGGCCACAGCCCGGCACCCCACCCUGCAGGACCCGCAGCGGGCUCGCCCCGCCGUCCUGCGGGCUGAGAGGCAGAAGCCGCCCUCCGUGCACCACCACCACCACUACGCGCCCCCAGCCCCGCUGCAGGCCGUCCCUGCGCUCGGCUCACCCGCGCCUUACUCCGUGUGGCCCCCCGUGGUCUCGGCCACCGCCCUCCCGCCUGCCUCCAGCUUCCUGCCCACCGUGUGCCACGUGGCCGGCCCCCCAGCCGCAGCCCUGAGCGCGGUGGCAUCCGACGGCGUCCUGCCCGCACAGGGUCCGGGCCUGUGAGCUGCACGAUGGCCGGCUGGUCCUUGUCCUCCCAGCGGGGGCGUGGCCGGGAAACCAGGCGGAAGCCCGGCAGUUGUCCCCGGACGCUGGACUCUGAGGGUCUUGAGGAAACAGGGAUUUGGUCAGGAAAGAUGCCCGGGAGCCAUAGAGAGGAAAGAUCUGUAACUUUAGCCACAUAAAAACGUAAACCUUCCUGUGGGAAAAGUACCAUAAAGUCAAACAUAAUGAAAACUGGGAGGCCUGUUGUCCACCACGCGAGUGGCAGUGCUGAGGGGCAGAAGGCGCGAGCUGCAGGGUGUCUGAUGUGAUGUCCUGUGCGGGUGGACCGCCACCAGCCCUGGUCCUGCUCCGAUUAUACCGGCGGAAGCCGCACAUGGUGUCACAGGCUCUCUUCCACUUGCUCUUCUGCUUCUCUUGGAAGAACCAAAACAAAUAUGAUUCCUGUG
Hipposideros armiger (great roundleaf bat) is the source of this 1523-nucleotide messenger RNA. It is a transcript of the gene CUNH21orf58, whose product is annotated as chromosome unknown C21orf58 homolog. The coding region runs from base 199 to 1077 and encodes 292 amino acids. Lineage: Eukaryota; Metazoa; Chordata; Mammalia; Chiroptera; Hipposideridae. The transcript is spliced from 8 exons. The record is from RefSeq and is a predicted model, not a curated record.